Messenger RNA from Prorocentrum cordatum, 3132 nucleotides. Lineage: Eukaryota; Dinophyceae; Prorocentrales; Prorocentraceae. The record is from the annotation of a GenBank genome assembly.
GACCUCGACGUCUUGCAGCAGGCUAUCGACCAGUACGACCUCGGCUACAAGAAGGAGAUCAGGGACGACAUCAACUUUCUAGUCCGCCAGGGCCGAUGCGACACCCUGGAGGUCUGCGCGCCGCCUACUUCUGCCUUGGCUCAGGCGGUGAUCGACCAGGGCGGGCUCGCCUUUCGCGCUGGAGUGCACGACGGUUUCGACAUGGCGACCAAGUCCGGCGUCCGACGCCUGGCUCUUUGGAUGCGCCAACACCGGAAGGUGCAGAAGGCCAGGCGGAUACAGGCAGGAUGCGAGACCCUCUUCUCCAUCGGGUUGCAGCGCCACGGGACGGGGGUCGACCUCGAGCAGCCUCAACGUUCGCAGAGCUGGUCACGCUCUGCUUCUCUGCAGCGCAUCAAGGAGCAGACCUACGAGGCGCUGGUGUCGGGAUGCGGCCGCGGACUACGUUGCCCUCGCAGCGGCUUGUUGCUGCCCGAGGUCUGGAAGAUCUGCACCGCGGAUCCCGAGCUGCAGAAGGCGAUCGGCAAGAGGUGCAGCAACCGUCCAGGCCGACAUGACAACCACGAGCGCGGCGAGAUCAUCGGCGGCAAGGACGUGCAGAUCUACACGGACAUCGCAAGGGGCGACGACGUCGAGCCUCAUGACCAGGCCAAGCCCGACGAGCAGAUCUACACGGACAUCGCGGGAGACGACGACGUCGAGCAUGAUGACCAGGUCGAGUCCGACGACGAGCUCGACGGGGGCGACGGCCAGGAGCUGGUCAAGGACGGAGGCCACCUGAGCACCGGGGAGGAGCAGGAGAUCGGGCACCGCCUCAGCAGGCUUCAUCGCAAUCUCGGACAUCCCAGCGCUCGGACGAUGGUGAAGAUCCUGAAGAACUCGGGUGCCAGCCUCCAAGUGCUGAAGAUGGCGAAGAACUUCAAGUGCCACGCCUGCAACUCCUCCGUGCUGCCGAAGGCCGUUCGGACCGCUGCAGGCAUCGAGAUCCCCGAGGUCUUCGAAGUAAAGGGCAGUGACGGCUUGGAGUGGCCCGACCCCAAGGACGACGCGAUCUACCUGUUGACUCUCGACAUGGACGAGGGGUCACGUCUCGCGCUGGUGACCAACCGCGGCGACAAGUCCCAGCGGCCCAGCAACUGGUCCGCCGCCGACGUCGUCGAGACCUGGCGCUCCUGGGCCGACCACUACCGAGCCCCGCGGCCUAUCCGAUGUGACGCUGAGGGAUGUCACCGUGCGGAGUUGACCAAGGGUUGGCGCAGCUCUCGUGGCAUCGACAUGUUCAUCGCUCCUGGUGAGGCCCACUGGCUCACGGGCAAGGUCGAGCGACGCAUCCAGCUAUUCAAGAGGACGCUCAUCAAGUUCAGGAAGCAGAACUACGAUUGCGACGUCGACGAGGCCAUUAGCCAGGUCAUCGACGCCAUCAACGACCUCGACAAGGUGGGGGGGCAUUCCCCCUACGCCCACGCCUUCGGCAUCGGCGGCGCCCUGGGUUCGAGCGACCCCUUCGCCAUCGCCGACGACGGGAGUGGCGAGAGCAGGGGGCGGCGGCGCCUCAAUGCCAGACAAUCCUUCAUCGAGGUAGAGUACUCGGUCGAGCGCGCGGUCGUCGAGUUGACCAACAUGGAGAAAAGAGGCGCUUCCAUGUCGGACCUGAUGGAGGUGGCUCGGCGCGGAACCUUCGAGGACCUCACCAGCGAGAGCCGUCCAGCCAUCCAGCGCUGCGAACCUCAGACAGCGAUGCCCCCCGAGACGCAGGCACGCGCAACCGCCGGCGAGCCAAUGGAGGAUGAGGCAUCUGGACUAGAAGCUGACGUCCCAGGCCCCUACUUCGACACGAAAGGCCGGGGCGGUGUGGACCAGGCGAACAGCGAGGGCGAUCUAUUCAUAGAUGUGAACACGCUCAAAGAGUCUGGGCUCGCCGGCUUUGAGUUCGUUGACGAGAACAUGACGGUCUACUUCGAGAUGCUGGAGCCCGAGCUCACGGUGAAGGAUCCUGCGGAUGUGAUCCGGUGCCGCUGGGUGCUGCCGCGGAAGGCCGACGGAACCGCGAAGGGCGACGUGACCAGCGCCUUCCUCCAAGCCUACGACCUCAAGAAGGACCUGUUCGUUGAGGCCGACGAGGCCCUUUCCCCCGCCUUCGGCGUUCAACCAGGUGAAGCGCUCCAGGUAAUGAAGCCAGGCUACGGCAUGGGAGAGGCUCCAAGGAAGUGGCGGCUCACGGUCAUGUCGGACUUCGCCAAGCUGGGACUGCAGGCUGCCAUGCGGGGCAUCAAGAACCUCUACACGUGGGGCACCUGGGAGGGCAUGGAGGACGGACCCAACUCCAUCGAGCAGUGCGGCGUCACGAUAGAGUCCAACGAGAAGGGGUUCUUCCAGCAUCAGCGGGCCUACAUCGACAAGCUCAAGGAGAUAACACCCAAGUACCCCAAGGCGCGCUCCGAUGACAAGCUGACUGAGGCCGACCAGACUUGGGUCGCGGACGUGCAGAGCAAGAUUCCAGACGGCGACUACAAGCUCUUCACCGUCGCGAGCAACAUUUCCAAGAUGGUCAAGGCCAACCAGAACGAUGGGAUACUGAUCUUUCGUCACGCCCUACCCGGCUGCCAGAACGGACCUCCUGAUUUCUGUGUGUACACCUGGUGCGCCGCUGCCUGGGCUAGCCGACCGGGCGGUCAUUCUCAAGGCGGACACGUGACAGCUCUGAGCUACGCCGAGACACCGUUCCACGACGUGACCAACUUCACUUUUCUGGACUGGGGGUCACGCAAGCUGAAGAGGGUCGCCAGUUCUAGCCUUGCUGCCGAGAUCCAGGAGGCCAGCGACGCCGAGGGCGAGCAGAUGAUGGUGAGGCUAGUCCUCUACGAGGUGUUCUUCGGAACUUUCGACCUCCACAACCGCCAACGGGCCCUGCAGGAGGUGCCGGCUACCCUCGUGACGGACUGCAAGGCGUUCAACGUGCUCCACGCCUUCCUGAAGCACCAGCGGACCUUCGACGAGACGAAUGAGCUAGACCACUCCCAGGCCAAGGAGAUCCUGGAGAGCAGGAAGCGGGACCACCAUUCGACCAAGCAAACGGCAUCUGGAGGUGCCAAGACGGACAUGCUGGAGCUGAUCUCUUUUCCCCCGGUUUGA